CAAGUUCAUAACUAUAGUGAUCUAUGCUACAAGAAAGUACAUUUCAAACGAUAUUAUGAGUAAAAACAUUCGAAAGCGUUUAUUUUGAUAUGCCCUUUGAAUCUCUAUUUAUGGGUUCGUGUCAUUUGCGGUUGUGUACUAUGGCCGGAUAAUGGAAGUAAAGGGGAAGGUGACUGUAAGUCCUACAUUACCGCAAUAGUGUAAUUGGACAAAUGAUAUAUUAUUCCACACUGCUAUAAACAUGCACGCACAAAAUAAUUUAUAGAUCUAUAGAUUUUUCCAAGUUCAUCAAGCUUUAUUUUAGCUAGAUAGAGAUUGAGGCUAAACGAACUUAUAGAUAAUGGCAUCCAAAUACAGAUCAUUAUUUUUAAGAUCAGCCCAACAUGUCUUCAGGUAUUCACCCUGUGAGGUGUGUUUGAAUAGCAAGAGCUCAGUGCCAGCCACCAACCAUUUAUAUGACAUAAAACCAGUUUUCUCCACACUGGCAUGGACUUAUAACUUCUCUAGAAGCUAUACUUCAGGUCAAAGCAGUUUUUCUUUGAGGACCCACACAUGUGAAUUAUGCUCCAGUCAUAUAGACGAAGAGGUUACUUUAUGUGGCUGGAUUCAGUACUUGAGACAAGAUCUUUUUGUGAUCUUGAGAGACUUCAGUGGAUUGGUGCAAAUUUUUAUUCCACAGGAUGAGUCCAAAUCUGGAUUGAAGAAUGCUUUUCUUGGCCUCACAGUGGAGUCUGUCAUCAUGGUCAAAGGAAGGGUCAGGCGUAGACCAGAAGGACAAGAGAAUAAGAAAAUGUUUACUGGAGAAAUUGAGGUCUGCGCUAAGAGCAUGGAAGUGUUGAAUGCCUGCCGAAAACUGACUUUUGAAAUUAAAGAGUUUGUCAAAGUAAGUUUAUCCCUCCGGAUAUAAUAUCGCUAUCUUGAUCUUCGAUCAUCCAGAGUGCAGUUCAAUUUAAGACUACGAUCACAAAUGGUGAUGAAAAUGCAGUAUUACCUUUGCAAUUUUCAUGGAUUUGUGGACGUUGAAACACCAACAUUGUUUAAAAGAACACCUUGAGGUGCCAAAUAGUUUGUGGUGCCAUCUGGAUACCCUGGGAAGUUUUACUCUCUUCCACAGAGCCCACAUCAAUUCAAACAGCUUCUUAUGGUGGCUGGCAUAGACUGGUACUUUCAGCUUGCUCGCUGCUACAGAGACGAGGGCUCCAAGCCUGACAGACAACCUGAAUUCACACAGGUGGAUAUUGAGAUGUCCUUUGUGGACCAAGCUGGAGUCAUGAAUUUGAUAGAAGGCUUGUUCCAAUACUCCUGGCCAAAGGACAAAGGACAGAUUAAUGUUGCCUUUCCCACCAUGACUUAUGAGGAGGCCAUGAGAGACUACGGAGUUGACAAACCAGACACUAGAUUUGGGAUGAAGCUUGUGGAUGUCACAACAGCAUUCCAGGGUACACAGAUCGAUGUCAUCAAGGAUGUACACCUUCAGUCAGGGGGCUGUGUUCAGGCCAUCUGUGUUCCAGAGGGAACGGCAAAACACUUGAAGGGUAAAGACUUCCAAGUGGCCAAGACACAGUAUGGCCAGGAGGUGAGUGUGGCUCCAGUAAGGGCAGAUGGUUCAAUGAAAUCCUCUCUCAGCCGGCUGCUCUCAGAUGAGGCCAGACAGCAGCUGCUCCAGAUGGCCCAGGCCAAUGCUGGGGACCUGAUCUUCAUCACAGCCGGACACCGAGAGAAUGUGGUGUGUAACGCCCCCAUCUUAGGGAAGCUGAAACUGCAGUGUGCUGAGCUGCUUGAGGGCUAUGGCAUGCCUGUUCGUGACCCCUCGCUCUUUCGCUUCCUGUGGGUGGUGGACUUUCCACUUUUUUGGCCCAAAGAAGAUGACCCAGAGAUUUUGGAGUCUGCCCACCUUCCCUUCACUGCUCCAGUCCCUGAGGAUGCCCAUCUGCUGUACACCCAACCACACAAAGUGCGUGGCCAGCAUUAUGACUUGGUUCUUAACGGCUGUGAGAUUGGAGGAGGUUCUAUCCGCAUCCACAAUGCCUCUCAGCAGCUGUACGUCCUGGAGACCAUACUCAAGGAAGACCCAUCCCUUCUUUCUCAUCUGUUAGAGGCUCUGGACUCUGGGGCCCCUCCACAUGGUGGAAUUGCAUUAGGGCUGGAUUGACUGGUCUCCAUUAUUGUAGGAGCUCCCAGUAUACGGGAUGUCAUAGCGUUUCCAAAAUCAUUCAAAGGCCACGACCUUAUGAGUCAGACCCCAGACUUUGUCUCUGAAGAUGACCUGAAGCCGUACCAUAUUUCUGUGAUCUGGCCUAACAAGGAGACAAAGGGAAAACAGGACAAUUCAAUAUAAGCAUUUCAAAUGUUAAAUGGUUUGUUCACACAAAAAUUGUAAUUCUUUCCCAGUUACUCACCCUAAUAUCUUUCCAAACCUUAUGACUUAUUUCUAUAGGGGAACACAAAAGGAGAUGUUUAGCAGAAUGUUUACAUUGAUUUGUUUUUUUUCUCCAUAUGAUGAAAAUGGAUGGUGACCAGGGGCAGUUAAACUCAUAAAAGUUCAUUAUAAAAAUGCAUGCACUGUAUUCAUUGUAUUUCCAUACAGUAACUUUGUUUUAGUAACAGAUUGUAAUUUAAAUAAUUAAUGGGAAAUCUUGACUUGCUUGACAGCCUAGGUCCCUAUUAGCUGUCAUUGUUUGGAAAAGAGCAGCUUUGCCAUUCUGGUUUAAAUAACUUUUUUGUUUUCAAAGGAAGAGAGAAAGUUAAACAGGUUUAAAGAGACAUGAGGGUGUGUAAAUUAUGCCAUAAUUAAAUUUUAUUUGAUGAACCUUUCCUUUAAUUUGUGAAUGAGGUUCAUGAUUUCCAUUGGGUCCAUGUGAUCACAAUUUGUGCCCAUGCCUGGUGAUGGACUUUUUUCCUUUACAACUGAGGAAGCAGGAUUACUUUCUGUCCUGUGAGAAUUGAACACCAUCUUCUGAGUGAAUGUGAUAUCUAAGUCCCUAUUGCUUCAUGAUCCAGAGUUGUCUUCUCUGCUAUAUCAACAGAUAAAUCAUGUACACUACCGUUCAAAAGUUUGGGGUUACUUGACUGAAAUGUUUCUCAUGGUCUUAAAAAAAAUAUUUUGAUCUGAAGGCGUAUGCUUAAAUGUUUGAAAUUUGUUUUGUAGACAAAAAUAUUAUUGUUCCACCAUAUUAAUUUAUUUAAUUACAAAACUAAAAUGUAAUUCAAAAAAGUAUUUAAAAUAGAUGACUUGGACCAAAUAAUUAAGAAAAGCAGCCACUUAGUGCCCAGCCUAUAGAUGAAAGUAUCCCAUGGUGAUAGCUCAAGAAGUUGGUUGAGAAAAUGUCAAGAGCAUAUUUCUGAAAAUUCUAAGCAAAGGGUGGCAACAUUGAAGAUCCUAAAAUAUAACAUAGUUUUGAUUUAUUUUUGAUUUUUUUUUGUCACAACAUAAUUCACAUAUUUCCGUUUCUAUUAUUCCAUUAUUUUGAUGACUUUAAUAUUAAUAUAAAAUAAAUAAUAAAGAAUGGGUGAGUGACCCUAAACUUUUGAAUGGUAGUGUACAUCCUCAUCAAAACAUGCUCUAUAAUAAGUGUUUUCAAGUAUAAUUUUUUGUAUUAAAUUCAUAAAAGAAAAUGUGAUCCAUGCAUUCUAAGCUUUAGAGUGGAUUGUAAGAGUGGGUGAAUAUUUCAGUAGAGGGCAGCGUUGUUCCAUUGCAAGUGUUUACAUUGCUCAAUCCCCCAUCCAGAUGCCCUGAGGUGGAGGCAGCAUGCGCGCAUACCAUAUCUUACUUUUUUUUUCCACCACCAGACAUACCGAAUAAAUUUCAGCGAUGCCUUAUCUGCAAAAGCAGAUGCUCAUUUUUCAUGCUCAGGUAGUUAGUUUGAAGCAGACCUUUGUGUUGGAUUGGAAAAAGGCCGCCAAGCUGUGAACACCGUUCUUUGUGUAUGACAUACUGUUUUUGCUGUUCAACUAAUGACUUUUUCUCUUAGGUACCCACUCACCGCUUAUUUCCAGUACAUGUACAUGUUUACAUUGAAAUAACUGCCCACAUCCAACAGCAAUGCAGGUAGAUGUUUCGAUUAAAGCUUUAGAACAGGGCUUAAGCUCUUUCAGUCCAAAGACCACUUGAAGGAUAGAGAGAGAGCAAGGAUGUAUAAUGUAUUGUAUAAUAUUGAGUUUUGCAUUUUAA
Xyrauchen texanus (razorback sucker) is the source of this 4171-nucleotide messenger RNA. RefSeq names its product aspartyl-tRNA synthetase 2, mitochondrial (gene dars2). Gene Ontology annotation, molecular function: aspartate-tRNA ligase activity; nucleic acid binding; ATP binding. Gene Ontology annotation, cellular component: mitochondrion; cytoplasm. Lineage: Eukaryota; Metazoa; Chordata; Actinopteri; Cypriniformes; Catostomidae. The record is from RefSeq and is a predicted model, not a curated record. Gene Ontology annotation, biological process: aspartyl-tRNA aminoacylation.